AUGUUCUACCCCGAAGACUUCAUAAUAACCAAAAAGGGGUCCAACCUGGGCAUCAUUUGGCUCAUGGGCACCCUCGGCCCGCGAGACAAGAAGCUCGGACGCAACUCAAAGGCCAUCACCAAUGUGAAGAUUUCACGCGUGUGCGACGAUAUUGCCGAGCCGCCCGAGCCCAUGUCACUGCGCUUGAGCAGUCAUUUACUUGUCGGCGUUACUCGUGUCUACGGCCGCAAUUAUGGCAUCUUUGCUGCGGAGGUGCAGAACUUCCACACGCUCCUCCGUCGCUCCGAGGCGUCACUCGCCACUGGCAAGGGCCCCAACAACGGUGGCAUUGACCUCCCCGGAGGAGGUAUCAGCCGGAUCGACCAGAUCACCUUCGCCGCUUUCAACCCCGACAUCGACGCCAUCACCAAUUUUGACUUCGAGUUCAUCAACUGGAACGACCCGAACUUUGGCCCAGUGGCGAACAACCGCAAGCGCCGUGCAAGCUCCAAGUUAUCGUCCCUCCCGACUCAGCCGACACAGGAGGAGAGUGAGGACGAGGAUGACGAAGAUGGGGAGGACCAUACUGGCCGCGUGAACCGCAAGCGCAGGCGCACUGGAUCCCAGGACCUCCACCACCGCGGUUACAGCCACGACCGUGACGACGAUAGCAACCUCGACUCGAUUCUCAAGGACGCGCUCGACCAGCAGGAGUUUGAGCCAAUGGACCUCGGAUUAGACGCGGACCUCUUCAUGCCCCCUAGCGACGACUUCAGUGCCGGUGGCAACAUGUUUGACGGUCCCGGGGACUUUGGCAUGCUGGACAUGAACUUCAACCAUGACAACCUGAACCAGGUGUCGCCCCUGAAGAGCGCCAUAAAGAAGAGGAAGACUGCAGACGAUGAGAGCAGCGAGACUGCCUCUGACGUCGAGGAGAAUCUUAAGGUCGACCCAAAGGUCAAGAAGACUCGCAAGAAGAAGGUCAAGCGUGUUACAUUCGACGAGGUGAGGGGCAAACUGGGAAUAAAGCUGACCACCAAGGACAUCGAGUUCAACCUCAACCAGACCAACUUUGGAGGUUACGAAGCCGAGAUGGCCCGGCAGAAGACGGCCGUGGAGGCCAAGAAGCGUGACAAGGAACUCGACAUUAAGGCCAAGGCUAUGGUGGAUGGCGCCGGUCUCUGGAUCACCUGUCAGCUUAGCAGUCCCGUGUUGAAGCUGACGAGCACAGUCCUUGACGAAGACAUGGCCGCCUUGUUCGCGACAAUGGCCCAGCCACCCAAGUUCGGCUGGGAGAUCGACGCCGAGAACCCCAGCAGCUCCAAGACGACGCCCGAGAAGUCACCAAGCCUGGAAGAGCGUCCCCCACAGAACCCCACGGACGUCUUCGGCGAGAUGCACAUGAUCGACGAUGCUCCUUUCAUGGAGAUGCUGCCCGGCUCGGAAGACGCAUUCUUCCGUCGCACCCCCAGCGAAGUGCCCGAUGAAGUCGGCCGUCGCUUCUCCCAGCACAGCCAGCAGCUUCCGUGGGACGGCGUCGCCUCGAGCGACUUUGGAGGCCUCGACUACCCCGACGGUCUUCGCUCCAGCAUCACACCGAUGAGCGCGCGCAUCAGUCUCAUGACUCCACUGGAGAAGCGGUUAGCUAACCCGACGUGCUUCGAAGCUAACACCAUCAGCAUUCGCUCUGGAAACGCCAAGAAGUCGAUCAGCGGCUCAGUCAAUCGUCCUCGUCAGCGUUCCCGCUCCGGCUCACUCCUCAGUCACAUGGCCGACGACGAGGAGCUGAUGCUGUUCAAGGGAAAUGAUGACGAUGACCGGGAGCUGCCAGACCACAACGUCAGCGCCUCGCAGCUCUACGACGAGAAUGACCGCAACCCGUUCAGCCCCGUCAUGCUCGCGACGCUCGAGACGCAGUGCCGCAGCUUCUUCACAUUCGUCGAGACGGAGAUGAUCCGCAAGGAGGUCGACGAGCUCGAGUUUGACGAACUCGUGGACCGCGGCGCCACGAAGCGUGUGGCAGCGGCUGCAUUCUACAACUGCCUCACGCUCGCGACCAAGGCGAUUCUGUCCGUGCACCAGCCGGAGCGUCAGGUCCUCGACUACGACGACGAGGACGAGCCGCCGACCGAGCAGCCCAUCACCAUCCGCAUCGCUCCUCGCCCCAUGGCCGCGGAGUAA
Vanrija pseudolonga is the source of this 2160-nucleotide messenger RNA. RefSeq names its product Meiotic recombination protein rec8 (gene rec8). The record is from RefSeq and is a predicted model, not a curated record. Gene Ontology annotation, molecular function: chromatin binding; protein binding. Gene Ontology annotation, cellular component: cohesin complex. The transcript has 13 exons. Gene Ontology annotation, biological process: sister chromatid cohesion; double-strand break repair. Lineage: Eukaryota; Fungi; Basidiomycota; Tremellomycetes; Trichosporonales; Trichosporonaceae. Bases 1 to 2160 code for a protein of 719 amino acids.